Messenger RNA from Rotaria sp. Silwood2, 844 nucleotides. NCBI's taxonomy places the organism in Eukaryota, Metazoa, Rotifera, Eurotatoria, Philodinida, Philodinidae. The record is from the annotation of a GenBank genome assembly.
AUGAAACAAUUAGAAGAUGAUGUUAAAUUGUAUUCAAAUGUUGACAAUACAUUACCGAUGAGAAUGUUAAGUAAAAAUUCAAAUGAAAAAUCAUGUCGUGAUUUAAAUAAUGAUGAAUAUACAGCAUUUAUAUGGUCUCAAAUUCGUUGUUUUAAAGAAACAUAUUGUUUAACAAAAACAAUUGAUUGGUAUACAAAAGAUUCAUUUGUUUAUCGAUUAUUAAAUAAAGCAUUACGUACAGAAAAUAUUGAUAUUAUAUAUAAAUUUCGUUAUUUUAUUAAAAAUUUACAUGAUAAUUUAAUAGUAUUACAUAAAGAUUUUAUUCAAACAUUACUAUCUCGACAAUUUACUGUUUUUCGUGGUCAACAUUUAUCUGAUAAUGAAUUAAAAAUGUUGUUAAAUAAUAUUGGUGGAUUAAUAUCAAUGAAUUCAUUUUUAUCGACAACAUUCAAUCGUGAUUUAGCAUUAAUGUUUGCAGGUGAUGGUUCAAGUAGUCCUUCAUCUGAAUCUGUUUUAUUUCAAUUAGAAUGUGAUACAAUCAACAAGAAAAAACCUUUUGCUGGUACAAAUACAAGUGAAAAUGAAGUUUUAUUUUCUAUUGGCACAAUAUUUCGAAUUCAAAAUAUUGGAAAAUUAAAAGAUAUAAAUAAUAAAGUUUGGUUCAUAAACUUAACAUUAGAGGAUGAUAAUGAAAACGAAGCACAUAUGCAAGAAUUAAUGGCUUCUACUAUGGCAAAGAUAAGUGCUCGUCCAACAGUCGGAAGCAUAGCAGACGUUUUACGUAACAUGGGUGAAUGUCAAAAAGCCCAAAAAUAUUAUGAAAUAGCUCUUAAAAAUAUUCCAU